This is a messenger RNA of Pieris brassicae (large cabbage white), 604 nucleotides long. RefSeq lists its product as uncharacterized. The record is from RefSeq and is a predicted model, not a curated record. The transcript has 2 exons. The coding region runs from base 89 to 550 and encodes 153 amino acids. NCBI's taxonomy places the organism in Eukaryota, Metazoa, Arthropoda, Insecta, Lepidoptera, Pieridae.
UAUGCUUAAUGUCCUGUCAUUUCAAAUUUUACAAAUUUUCUAUGGCUUUUAUCAAAAAUUUUAAGUGAUCUUAAACCUAUAGAAAGUGAUGAAUUCAGACAGAACUGACUAUGAUACUGUCUCAAUUGGCAUUGGAUUAGGUGUAUUUUGUCUUCCGUUAACAUUGCUAAUCCCAGAUUUCUCAGUGUGGAAUACUAUACCGAAGUUCAGAGUGUCACGGUUCCACAUCAUAACCCAGUACCUCACCCCAAGGCAACUGAAUAUUGCAUUAAUUGUGGUGCAAUUUGUGCUGUUCUUAUUGUUCCUCGAAAUUCGGAAGCGAAAACUUCAAGAAAUGGUGGAAGCAGUGUUGACGGUGACAAGAGGAACAGAUACUACCAUGGAUGAAGAGCGUGUCAAGCAAGCGGCUGCAGUAAAAGCCUGCGUAGAGUUGCUUGACGUAUCCACCGAUCAUUACGAAAACCUCGUCCUUCUGAAAGACGAAAUUCGGAAGAGAGAAAUGUCUAAGCAACAUCCACCGUUUAUUGAACCUAGUACCUCGAGUGUAUAAGACGAAAUUAUUUUAUAAUGUUCUUGUAAUUAAUGUACCUAUUUGUAAUAAAAA